This is a messenger RNA of Merops nubicus (carmine bee-eater), 363 nucleotides long. RefSeq names its product interleukin-8-like. Gene Ontology annotation, molecular function: CXCR chemokine receptor binding; chemokine activity. Gene Ontology annotation, biological process: cellular response to lipopolysaccharide; chemokine-mediated signaling pathway; neutrophil chemotaxis. The record is from RefSeq and is a predicted model, not a curated record. Gene Ontology annotation, cellular component: extracellular region. The transcript has 4 exons. The coding region runs from base 1 to 363 and encodes 120 amino acids. NCBI's taxonomy places the organism in Eukaryota, Metazoa, Chordata, Aves, Coraciiformes, Meropidae.
AUGGAUGGCAAAUCUGCUGCUGCUGCUUUGGUUCUCUACCUGGUCUUAACAGCAGGGUCUGAAGGCAAGGCCCCGGUGAAGACAGAGGGAAAAAGCUUCCCAUGCCUGUGCAGAAGCACCCAUUCCAAGUUCAUCCCUCUCAAGGCUAUUCAAAAUGUGAGAUUAAGCCAAAGGGGACCUCACUGCAAACAUGAGGAAAUCAUAGCUGAGCUGAAAGGUGGCAGACAAGUGUGUUUGGAGCCCACUGCUCCCUGGGUCCGGCUCACCGUAAAGGCUAUCUUGGCCAGGGCCAGAGAUAACACUGAGUCACCAGUCACAGAAAAGUCAAGGAAAAAUACACCUUGGAGUUUUUCAAGGAUAUGA